This is a messenger RNA of Melanotaenia boesemani (Boeseman's rainbowfish), 1415 nucleotides long. RefSeq names its product splicing factor 3b, subunit 4 (gene sf3b4). Gene Ontology annotation, molecular function: RNA binding. The coding region runs from base 45 to 1268 and encodes 407 amino acids. The transcript is spliced from 6 exons. Lineage: Eukaryota; Metazoa; Chordata; Actinopteri; Atheriniformes; Melanotaeniidae. Gene Ontology annotation, cellular component: nucleolus; U12-type spliceosomal complex. Gene Ontology annotation, biological process: positive regulation of mRNA splicing, via spliceosome. The record is from RefSeq and is a predicted model, not a curated record.
GGGACUUCCCAUUCACAACGCUCCCCCUGCGUUGGUCAUUCAACAUGGCAGCGGGACCAAUUUCCGAAAGAAACCAAGAUGCCACCGUGUACGUUGGUGGGCUGGAUGAGAAGGUGUCUGAACCGUUACUAUGGGAGCUUUUCCUGCAGGCUGGUCCUGUAGUCAACACACACAUGCCCAAAGAUCGGGUCACAGGCCAACAUCAAGGUUAUGGCUUUGUGGAGUUCCUUAGUGAAGAGGAUGCUGACUAUGCCAUUAAAAUCAUGAAUAUGAUCAAGCUAUAUGGCAAACCAAUAAGGGUAAAUAAGGCUUCCGCACACAACAAAAACCUGGAUGUUGGUGCCAACAUCUUCAUUGGUAACUUGGACCCGGAGAUUGAUGAGAAACUGCUCUAUGACACAUUUAGUGCAUUUGGUGUGAUUCUGCAAACGCCAAAGAUCAUGCGGGACCCAGACACUGGCAACUCCAAGGGUUAUGCGUUCAUCAAUUUUGCCAGUUUCGAUGCAUCAGAUGCAGCCAUUGAGGCCAUGAAUGGCCAGUACCUCUGCAACAGGCCCAUCACGGUGUCAUAUGCCUUCAAGAAAGAUUCUAAAGGAGAGCGUCACGGCUCAGCUGCGGAGCGACUCCUGGCUGCACAAAACCCUCUGUCCCAGGCAGACAGGCCACACCAGCUGUUUGCAGAUGCCCCACCACCACCUAGUGCUCCAACACCGGUCCUCACCAGUCUAGGACCUGGAAUUCCUAUUCCAGGAAUGGCAGGUCUGCCACCUCCUGGUGCAUUCCCUCCCAUUCCUCCCCCUGGAUCGAUGCCUCCGGCAAUGCCCCCUACUAUGGGAAUCCCUCCAACAGCAGGGACACCAAACCCACAGGCUGGUGGUGGACCUCCACCUGGACCACCCCCCUUCCCUCCGGGCAGUAUGCAUCCAGGUAUGCCUCAGAUGCCCAUGCCCCCUCCUGCUCCUCCUGGCAUGGUGCCUCCUCUUCCUGCGCCACCAGGCUCAACUCAACGGGCUCCACCUCCCCCCAGCAUGCCACCGCCCCCACCUAUGGGCAUGCCUCCCAGAGCACCGUAUGGACCUCCCAUGGCUCCCCCUGUUCCUCCAGGUAUGAGAGGACCUCCUCCUCCCAUGCCUCCACCUGGCUAUGGUGCCGGUCCUCCUGGUCUGCCUCGUCCACCUCCCUUUCCUCUCCAGAGAGGACCACCGAUGCCACCAAGGCCCCCAGGUGCCCCUCCUCGGGUUCCUUUGAGAGCACCCGUGCCACCAUAAUCCAUGUGAAACUGCAGGAAUUGUCUGCUUUUUUUUAUUUUAAAUGUUUAGAUCUACUAGAGUUUGUAAUAGUAGAAAUAAUUUAACCACCUUUUUUUGCCCGUUGUACAGAUGAACGACAUUUGACAAAUAAAAUUUUUAGUACAA